Messenger RNA from Protopolystoma xenopodis, 558 nucleotides. The record is from the annotation of a GenBank genome assembly. Lineage: Eukaryota; Metazoa; Platyhelminthes; Monogenea; Polystomatidea; Polystomatidae.
AUGAAAAGCAUGCGAAUGAACGCCUAUUUAUACGCUCCAAAAGAUGAUACUAAGCACAGGCAAGCUUGGCGUGAAUUAUAUACACUACAAGAGGAACAACAAAUAAAAAAUUUAAUUGUUGAAGCGGAGGAGCAGGGUGUCCUGUUUAUCUUUGCCGUCUCUCCGGGACUAGAUAUAUCUUAUACAACCGCAUCUGAUGUAGAUAGACUGAAGCAAAAACUUUCUCAAGUAUUUAUUUUGUUAGACUAUUCUCAGAUCUCCAAACUUGGUUGCAGAGCUUAUGCUCUUCUUUUCGAUGAUAUUGAACCACGUCUCUGUCCUCUCGACCAGGAGGUGUAUGCAUCACCUGCUCGGGCUCAAGCCGCACUAGCGAAUGAUAUAUACCAAUACUUGUCUACUCCCGACGUGUUUUUGUUCUGUCCUACUGAAUAUUGUGCGAGCUGGUCAGUCCCAAAUGUUGCGAGAUCUAGCUAUCUUGAGACCAUUGGCUCAGAUUUGCAUGCUGGACUUAUAUUUCAACCACUUCAUCUAUCCCUGAAUUCGGGACAUGCCAUCUAG